Messenger RNA from Esox lucius (northern pike), 3998 nucleotides. RefSeq lists its product as uncharacterized. Gene Ontology annotation, biological process: transmembrane transport; monocarboxylic acid transport. Bases 333 to 1709 code for a protein of 458 amino acids. Gene Ontology annotation, molecular function: monocarboxylic acid transmembrane transporter activity. The record is from RefSeq and is a predicted model, not a curated record. NCBI's taxonomy places the organism in Eukaryota, Metazoa, Chordata, Actinopteri, Esociformes, Esocidae. The transcript is spliced from 5 exons.
UAAUAUAGACAGGUUGCAAUCUGACCUGAUAAGAGCGAUCCUGCAUCAGCUUAUGCGCUGCUGAUCAAUUACCACUCGGGUUUCCUGGCUUAACUGGCUACACUGAUUUAGAAGAAAAUGAAGAUGUAGCAAGGACCUGUUAACGUCUAGUUGUUCAGGACACCGCAGAGGAUUAUAUUCAGAAGGAGAGUUUAUUUGGAAUCUGUUAUGGUGUCAGUGAGACCUCUUGAACUCCAUAUCACCUCACCCUGUGACUCUUGCCCCCCAGGACUGACUGAUCCAACCACUCAACAGACUACCACGACAGAUGAUCCUGUUAGCCUGAGGUUAAGAUGGACUCCCCAGUGAAGAUUCGGGCAGACCGGGUGCAGCCAGUGGUGGGCCCCCCGGAUGGAGGCUACGGAUGGUUCAUCCUGGUGGCCUGCUUCCUGGUCUUUGGACUGACAUUUGGGGUGAUAAAGUCCUUCGGAGUGUUUUAUGUGGAGAUACAUAAAUACUUUGAGACAACAGCCACAGGAACCUCGUGGAUUACAUCCAUCGCAGUCGGAACUAUUCACUGUGUAGCCCCCUUGGGGUCUGCCCUUAGUGCUCGCUUGGGCCACCGGGCUGUGGUCAUGAUAGGGGGUCUACUAAGCAGUGUGGGCUUGGUGGCCGGGUCUUACUCCCAGAACCUGGUUCAACUCUACAUUUCUGUAGGGCUCCUAACCGGUUUUGGCUAUGCCCUGACAUGGACGCCCACUGUGACCAUGCUGGGAUUGUAUUUCGAGCAGAGGAGGCCUUUGGCCAACGCACUGGCGAGUGCAGGAGAGUGCAUCCUCACUUUCCUACUGACCCCCCUGUUCCAGCUGCUGGUGGAUCUCUACUCCUGGAGGGGGGCCAUGCUGGUGCUGGGGGGCCUGCAGCUCAACCUGUGUGUCUGUGGCGGGUUACUACGGCCCCUCAACACCCUCGGUAGGUCGCCUCCCUGGGAGGUCGACAAGGAGAAAGGGGACCCGGUGCUGGAUACCUUGCCCCCGACUAAAGCGAGCCCUUGCAGGACAGACAAGGAUAUAGCGAAAAACCAGGACCAGAAGGCCAGAAGGGCUGAGCUACAGAGCAAAGUCCUCCGCUAUGUGGACUACACGCUCAUCAGCGACCUCCGCUUCGUGGUCUACUCCAUGUUCGGGGUGUUUGCUGCCCUCGGGUUCUUCGCCCCAGCCCUCUUCUUAGUGCCCUACGCCCGGAGCCGCGGGGUGGAGGAGUACCAAGCGGCGGCCCUCAUGUCCAUCUCAGCGGCUCUGGACCUGACGGGUCGGUUGUUCUUCGGCUGGCUGGCCAACUUGCGGCUGGUGGAGACGGUGCAGCAGCUGACCGCCACGGUCAUCCUGCUGGGUCUGGUCCUGAUGCUGUGUCCCCUGGCCUCCUCCUUCCCCGAGCUGGCCGCUUUCAGCGCCGCCUACGGCCUGGCGUUUGGGGCCACCGUGUCCGUCCACAUCACCGUGCUGGCUGAGGUCGUGGGCAUACAGCGGCUGGGAAGCGCCCUCGGCUUCUUCAUGCUCAUCCGUAGCUGCGGGGGUCUCCUGGGGCCGCCCAUUGCAGGAUUCUUCAUAGACAAGAUGAGUGACUACGGGACAGGUUUCCUCAUGGCCGGCGUAGCUCUCAUUGUCUCUGCCCUCUUCCUGCUCCUGCUGCACCUGAUGAACCGAAGAGGUCAGCAGGAAGUGACGUGAUUCUCCUACGAAAACCCAGAGGAGAGGGCUGGGGAACUGGACAUUUGAUAGCCAAUAGGACCAUACAGACUGGCAAUUGGUCGCAGCCACAAUGAGCCAUAGUGAUCCUGAAACCCUAGAAAUGAGUUCACGUUGCAUUCGUCAUUUCAAAGGUGGAAAUGAAUGUUGAGGAAUUUGAUGAUUAGGUUAGGAGAAAUAUGUAAAAGAUGUAAAAGAAGUCUUUAGCUUACCAGCUUGAACAAAAACACUGUUGUUUUUCUCCAGGCUACAACCAUAGGCUGCAACCAUGUCUCUUUAGUAGAAAGCUGCCUGUUUAAUUAGUUCUCAAACUAUGUUGUCCACACUGGAGAAGACAAUAAACUAGACGGCCUAAAAAUGUUUUACCAGUUUUGAUAAGAUACAUGCUUCAAAACUGAACAAAAAUGGCUAAUCUUCUUCAGUAUAAUGUACACAAUCUCCUAAACCAGACAUAUUACCUUUUGAAUCCAAAACACAGUUUUAUUUUCCGUUGGCGUUUUGUUAAACAAACCACAAUGGAGGUAGCUUCUGUUAGGGCCUAUAAAAUGGUUGCCAUUACAAAAUUGUUGCUACUGUUCUUUAUUGAGAAUGGAAACAAAAUUAUAUCAGAUUAAAUUUGUUUAGUGGUCAUGUGCACAAAUGUGUACCAAUUGGCUACCAAGUCUGUCGGUCUGAAAAGGAUCUUCAGGCAUUUUCUGGAUAGGGUGUCUGCUGUCCCCCAAUGGACCAAGUCCAUGUUCCAGUCUGGCACUCCUCUCUUAAGAGGGUGGAGAAUUUGGCUGAGUUUCAAUUCUCUGAAUGAACACGACAAGUCAGCUUCAUUAGCAGUGAAUUUGGAAUGGUACAGGGUCGGUAUUACAUGCCAGUCCUUCCCAUUCUCGAUGAUGACAAGUAAAGUAUGUAUUGCUGUGACCUCCAUGCUUACUUUUACUUCCUCACAGCGAGCUUAAACUGUCUACAAUCCAACAGGUGUUCACUUAAAUCUGCUAUUUGUCUCAUCUGUGUCUGUAAAUCAACUGAGCAAGUUAAUUGAGGGUUUGCUCCAAUUUGGUGAAUUGGAAUUCAGCCAGACACUUUUUUACUAUAGAAGGAAGAGUCCAGUUAAGAGGAAACAGGUGGGAUACUUCGGUAUUUCAGCAAUUCGGUCAUGUACCAUCUGUCCCUGAGUCAGAUGAACUGGGGGAUACCAUUUCUAUUUGUUUGCAGUUUGAUUGAAGUGGCUAACAAUUGCCAUUAUAAUCCCUGAAAGCAUGGCUCAUCCAACUACCACUAACUUCCAGGAAGCAGAGACAUAAAAAUGGUCUCCACAAGUUCAUCUGACCAGGGGAAAGCUAAUAAAUUGCCAACAUCUGUUUAAUACGACCACAUUUUGCGGCUACAGGAGACCAUCGUGUUAACAUACUUCAAACGUACCAAGCACAACCCCAUUUUCAAGUCAGACAACCUCUUGUUCGGCCAAGGUCAAAGAACCCAGCAAUGCUGAACAAACAGGACAGGAAAAGCUGUACCAGAGAAUGAACUCAAACUUAUGUUGACAGUUGCAUUCCUGCUUGAGCGGAUUUAUUUUCUAAACUGUGUCUGCUAAAACAAUUACCAUUUUCUCUCUCGCAGCACUGGCAGGCAUCUUUAUAUUAACCAAAAAGGUUUGGAAAAGCAUCUGAUAGCUCAUUCAUAUAGCUGAGACUGGUUCGAUAGCAUAAACACUUACUCCCUCUAGUGAAGCUUAGAGGUAUUUUAAAACAGUUUUUGGCUAAAAUCCAUAAUUGUGGAUCAUGUCAGAAUAUUCUUAUUGCUGAAGCUGACAUUGAUUCAUAUUAUUUUGUCCGUUGUAAAUGAUCAAUUCUAAUAGCGGGAAUUUCCUUUAAAGCUAAACAUUUGAAAUGCUACAAUAGAUAUGUACUUUAUGUACAAAGUCAGCAUAUCAACAUAAACAUUCAAAGGUUCCUUCAAUUAUGUGAUGUGAAACAUUGCUAAAAAGGCUCACAAAAUUCAAUUGUUCAUUUUAAUUCUUAAAGCCAGAAAAAUAAGGGGUUUUCCAUUUUCUGUGCUCUGUAAUGAUUUGUGCAAAAUUCACAUCCAAUAUAAAUAAACUCUAAAGAACCCCUGGAAUAACUUAAAUAAGAAAAAAUAAACAUGUCACCUUCCAUAAAUCCGGAAUAAUAAACUAUAAACUGAUGUUAGCCAAUGUCUGCACUUCCAUAAACACUGGCCACGGAAUGUUGACAUACAUACACGCCCACAAACACUGUCAUGGAGCAAGGCAUACACACA